Vitrella brassicaformis is the source of this 2712-nucleotide messenger RNA. The record is from the annotation of a GenBank genome assembly. NCBI's taxonomy places the organism in Eukaryota, Vitrellaceae.
GGAAGAUCUGUGCGUCUAUGACGACUGGCUGAUUUGGUCCAUCAACCAUCUCAUCACCUCAUCGACAAAAUCGCUUUACACGUCGUCAUGGACACCAUCAGCCUGCCGUCGUUCAUUAAGCCCAAGCACGUCACGCGGAGGGCGGACGGCGCCGCCACUAUCUCAUUCUGGGAUCUGCCGUCGGCAUUCUUCGACGCCAUCCGCCCACAAGCGCCGGACGAUGAGUCGCCCGUCGAGCGCCGCCGACCUGACGACAUCUCCAUCGUGGACAUGUCCCAGCACACUGGCGUGUUUGUGUGCACCAAGUGCGGGGUAUCCUUCCCGUCGGCAGCCGAGUUCCGUGUGCACUGCCUGUCGUCCUUCCAUGUGACAAACGUCCGGCGACUGGCUGACGGCAAGAAGGCCUUCUCAUCGGCCGAGUGGGAGCGGUUAGUGGAGCUGGCUGAGGCAGAGGGGCCUGACGAUGAGCCGGGGGAGGGUGAGGGAGAGGGGGAAAGCUCGUCGUCGAGCGAGGAAUCGUCAGCCGGUGAAAACGAGGAGGAUGGUGAGGAUGCCGCGGACACCUUGCCUGCCGAGCAGCCGCGCAGAUCUCCCUUUAUGGAGGUGCGGCUGGAGUCGCUGCGUUACGCCUUCAGCAAAAAUUUGUUCAAGGGCUAUCGAGGAGACCACCAGCAGCAGCUGGCCGCCGGCUCCGACCUUUCUGAGGAGGUGUGUCAGCUGUGGGAAAGCCGCCUGUGGGCCGUCAUGGUGCUGCGGUCGGGGCGAUUCGCAGGUCGGCAGUCAGUGCAACGCAACGCAGCAGACACACACGCGAGCGGUCCUCACUGUGGUCUUUCUUUCGGUGGCUGGUGCAGGUGCCAUAUUUGAGGGCGGCCAUCCGCUGCUGCACAAGGUCAUCACCAAAUACACAGUCAGACGGAAGGCGGGAGGCGCUCAGGCCGCAUGCGACGGCACCAGGGCCCCCAAGUCGGCUGGUAAGCAGCGAACAAUACCGACCGCAAGACGAGACAGACGAUGGCUCCCUUCCGAUCUCUCUGUGUGGCAGGCGCGACGCUCCGCCGCGCUGGUGAGAAGGCGUUGCGCGAGUCUGUGAGGGAGCUGCUCAACGACACUUGGGCGGACGAAAUGAAGCGCUGUCGGCUCGUAUUCGUCAGCACCACCAAGCGCAUGCAGGGGGUGCUAUUCGGCGACGACGAUGCCGCCGCACCACCAGCACAGAGCGUCGCUGCCGCCCGUCGGCACGCACCGCUAAGGAAGACCGAUGGGCGAUUGCGACGAGUACCGUCUGUCAUCCAGCGGCCGACCUUUGGCGCGCUGAAGCACUGCCAUGCGCAGCUGUCGACGGUGGUCAUCCUGCCGGAAGGAAUGGAGGAGCCGCAGAUCCCUGACGCAUCAUCGGCUACCGAGGACCCACCACCAGCAGCACCACCAGAUGCUGAACCCACCGCCACCACAGCGCCUGAGCAAGAGUCGCCAGUUGCCCAGCCGCCCCACCCCCUGAUCGAUGCCGCCAAGAGAGGCGACAUCGCCGCCUGCAGGAGGAUUCUGGCGAGGCUGGGUGUGCUCCCCGAGGGCGUCAUGGUGGAUGAGGAGGAGUCGGAUGAGGAGACGACGGGCGGUCAGGCGAGCACAGCUGCAGAUGGACCGGUGUGGGAUGAGUCGGCAUUGUCAUGCAUCGACCUUCACGACCGUGACCCGGCCACUUGUGCCACGGCGCUCCAUGCAGCCGCGGAGGUCAGCCACUCCACCCAGAAUGAAUAGAAGCUGGAUUCGUUCACCCAUGUGUCGUGUCGCGCUGUGUGUGUGUGUGUGUGUAGGGUGGGCAUGACGUGUUGGUGUUGCUGCUGUUACGUUGCGGCCUCGACCCCUGCAGCCUCGACAUGCGGGGCCGGGUGCCCUACUUCGUGUGCAAGACCAAGGAGUGCCGCGACGCAUUCAGACGAUACCGCGCCGAAGCGCCACCAGACAGGUAUACGCGUAACCCGGGAGUGAAGUGCCUCCCUCUCUCUCAACGACCAUCCUCAUCUCUCUCUCUCUUCUGUGUGUAUGUGUGUGGCUGUUGGCGUCUGUCUGCAGGUGGGAUUGGCACAAGGCGUGCAUCCCCGAGCCCCUGACGGAAGACCUGGAGGCCAGGAAGAAGGAAAAGGAGCGCGAGAAGAGGCGGCGAGCGCGUCAGCGGAAGAAGGCCUCCAAGGCCGUCGAGAAGCAGCAGGAGGAGGCCGAGGCGGCAAGGCGGGAGGAGGAGCACCGCAGGCAGACGGAGGCAAGGGAGAAGGCACUCGAGGCCGAGCGGCUGGCGCGCAUGUGAGCGACCGUGACGGACAUGACGCUUCCUUCUUGACCGAUCCUUGCUGUGCGGCGUUUGUGGAUUGUGUGUUGAUCAUUCAGAUGUGACAGCUGCAGCGCUCCGAUUACGGGCAAACCGUUCCAGAGGUCAGCCGGCUAAGACACCAACAUCAAUCAGCCCAUGGCUGGAUGGAUGGAUGUGUGUGUGUGUGUGUGUGCAGGCUGGAGUACAAGUACUGCAGCGUCGAGUGUGUGCAGAGGCACAAGCGGCGGCUCAUGGCCGAGGCCGCCGAGAAGAGGCUGGCCAUUUCAGCCGGAUGAAGCAAUAUGACCGACCAGCGUGUUCAUACCUGCCUGCAUUCAUGGCGGCUGGUGGUGUGUAUGUAAGUAGUUGACGCUCGACUCGACGUGUGGACUCAAAGGAAG